AUGGCACGCGAAGCCAUUGUCACGUUAAUCAUCGGCAAGACUGGCAACCUGAAAAACAAACGUCAGACCAGUGAGCCCGCCAUGGGCAACUACUUACCCGACCUGGAUGAAAACUCAGCGCCCGUGGAACAAACGGAGGAACAACUCACCUGGAUCAGAAUACAUAGACAGGAAAUUCGCUCUGGCCAUCGAAUCAUCGAACGUGAGAUGCACAUCGGCGCCCAACUCUUGCACUACGACCACGCUGAAGAGCAAGGGUUGGAUACAUCCUCAUCCAAGAUCCAUCAGCUGCAGAUUGAGGUGUGCAACCGACAACUCAAAGCACCCAGAGGCGACUUCAUCGCACAUUCGCAGCGAAUCGUCAAACUGGAAAGGGCAAAGCCACCCGGGCGACGAGUCCGCGAGUAUCUGUGGCAGACACAGCAACAUCAGCGCCGCACAUUGUGGAAAUGGUGGUAUCGGGUUCUCGGUCCAGUUUAG
This is a messenger RNA of Penicillium waksmanii, 480 nucleotides long. RefSeq lists its product as uncharacterized. Bases 1 to 480 code for a protein of 159 amino acids. NCBI's taxonomy places the organism in Eukaryota, Fungi, Ascomycota, Eurotiomycetes, Eurotiales, Aspergillaceae. The record is from RefSeq and is a predicted model, not a curated record. The transcript is spliced from 2 exons.